Porites evermanni is the source of this 1744-nucleotide messenger RNA. Lineage: Eukaryota; Metazoa; Cnidaria; Anthozoa; Scleractinia; Poritidae. The record is from the annotation of a GenBank genome assembly.
AUGGCGAAGCAUUCCCAGCUCGAAGAUUGCUCGAAGUUUCUUGAAGAAAAUAACCUCUUCACAGAGGGAACAAAGAAGAAGAUCGAAAGAUUCGUGCGCACAGUGGAGCGAGGAUGCUUUGACGAGUUUUUGGUUCUUUUUGCAAGGUAUUCUUCUCGAAGUCUUUAAUGUUUGAGUUUGUUUUUACGUCAUUAAACUUCCUUGAUAGUAACGCUUUGAGCCAGCCGGUAGUUUUCCUCUUUUCCUGUUGUACGAAAUACUGCUACUUUAUUGCUGAUGAAGUUCGAGCGAUUCCGAACGGAAUAUUCUAUUUAAUUGAAAUUGGUUUGCUCAGAUUUUUUGUAAUUGUUUGUUUUAAAACCGCAUUCGCCAGAGCAGAGAUGAAAAGAUGAGAUGAGAUGGUCUUUGUUCACUAUAUUUUUCGUUGUCUUACAAGACCAAAUCCUGAAUUUCACGUGGAUUUUAUUGUAUGCGUUUGUCUUUUCUCUGGAAUUCGGUUAGCUUUCCUUCAAACAAAGUUUAGGUCUUUUGCACCGCACGGAGGCAUGGGCUGCUGCACUGCAUCAUUGCUUUUUGCAUUCUCUUUCUCAAAAUUAUUCUCGUAAACAGGAAUACACGCGAGGACGAUCUCUUCAAAAUCUGCAUUUAUCUACGAUCGUACGGGAUUUUUGAUCAAGCGGAUCAAGAACGAAUCUUCAACGACCUUGUCUUCUGCACCCCCGAGAGAAAAGCUUCUGAACUACUAACGGAAAUUGGAAAAAGGGGACAGCAUGUAUACUGGCACCUAGCACAUGCGCUAAAGACUAGGCAAACACCUAUGUUUAAUUUCUUUCACGGCGGAGAUUUUCAGUGUUGUGGUAUGUAUGUGCAGUGAUUCGGUUCAGUUAUUGACAAAUUAGUGAAAAAGACUAGAGUGAGAAGACCAGUUGCUCACUGGAGCCAAGCUUGUUACAAUGCUCACUUCAUCAUACUAGCCAAGCCAAGUCAAAAUCAAGCUAAUCAAAUACUAAUCAAAUGACUUUGACUCAAUUCAAAAUUUGCCUCAAACACUGCGGAAGUUUAUGCACCAAUUCAGUUAUAUUGGCUUUCAGCUACCAAGAUACCAACCGAUGCGAAACAAACCAAAACAAAAACAGUUUAAGAGCAGUGUAUUAUGCCAAUUGGUUAGAGGCAGUCGCACGGUUUUUUUUUAACCAAUCAACGCCGUUUUAGCGCUUAUUACGUCAUAAUAUUUUUUGGGGGGGAGCCCCAAACCUCACUUAGUUACAAGUGGAAACAUGCCAAAUUUAUCGGAUGAUUAGAAAACUAUAAAAUCAAGGUAGAGUCGCCAAAGGUUUGUAAACAAUUUUACAGAAUUCACAUUUGGAGAUGAGAUUGAAAUGUUUGAGCACACGAUAUCUUGCAAUUGUUAUUAAGUUCUUAUUUAAUUUAGACACCAACGUCGUCAGAGAAAACAAAGUCGCGUGUGCUUUUUACAGUCAACUGGAAACUUUCCGCUUCUAACCUAGAACUAAGGUAAAUACAGUUGAACCUGUCCACAACGGCCACCUCGAGGACAGAAGAAAGUGGCCGUUUUAGAGAGGUUUAACAUGACUCAAUGUAUGGACUGUCCGCCAAAACAAGUAGCGUUGUGGAGAGGUGACCGUUAGUGAAAGUUUGACUGUAACAAUUAAUAUCUUAAUUAGUUUGCAGGGAAGUGGAAGCAAGGGAAAGAGAAGAACGGCUUGCAGGUAGAGUGAUAUAA